Molecule: messenger RNA, 3179 nt
Organism: Cinara cedri
Lineage: Eukaryota; Metazoa; Arthropoda; Insecta; Hemiptera; Aphididae
Source: the annotation of a GenBank genome assembly
CAGCGAUUCAGUUCAGUAUAUUGUUUAAACCUUUUAAUUUCUUAUAGCGUGCGUCCAAUUUAUAAUAAAUAAAUAAGUAAUCAGUUAAAACAGUUUGGUUUAAUAUUUGCGUACUCCCUAAGGACGAACUCAAAUAAAUUAAUAUCAGCUGUCAAUUCGGAAUAAACCGGUGAAUUGACAGUGAACCCGGCAUCAACCGAGCCAAAGAUAUUACAACUGGCGGCAGCGGCGCUCUUUUUGGAGAACGUCAACACUACGAAUCUGUCAGGUUAGGUGUACUAAUUCGAAUAAAACAUACGUUCAUACCCUGCUGAGUGUCUUUAAAAUACGUAUAACACGUGUUUCUAUACAUAUAUUUAUACGUGUCUACACCUCAGAGUGUCUUAAUAUACGUUUAUACGCGUGAUUUGAUACGUAUUUAAUACGUCCACGCAAUGUAUACAGUGUGCAUUUUGUUUAUUGUAUGUUGUACGUUUAUGCGAAUUCAUCAAAAUCGACGGGCGCGGAAUUUCAACGAUUGUUUCUCUUGCCGCAGCCGUAGCAACCGCCGCCGCCAUAGCCGCCAUAGUCAUUUGGCCUUGGCAGUGACAUGAGCGCGAGUGGGUCAUACCGAUGGAGCCGACGCAGUGACAGCGGGAAGUCGCGUGGGUGCGGUAUGCGGGUGCCACACAGAAAUCCACAAGUCAGCGGCGAUCGAAAUUACAAACAAUAUGCGCGGUAUCAUAUGGAUGUUACUGUGAGUUAAACAAAAAUAAUAAGAAAUAUCUUUUUGUAUACAAUACAUUAUAUUAUUGUAUAUAAGUAAAAUAAGGGAAAAGGAAAAAUGUAUUAAUAUUAAAUUAAAUAAAUAUUUUGUUGCUAUGUCAACUUAUACAAGUGGUAGCAACGAUAGCAAUUCUGACUACUGAGUCAAACCCUAAUUAUAUAUCACCCCCGACCGGUAGAUCAAACGCGACCGACAUUUUCAGUAGGGUAUCGAGAUCUCAAGCUCAAAAUUAACGUAGGAGUUUCAAUAGUCUAGGUUCCGUAAUUUCUUAAUCAAAUUUCGAGAACAAUACUCCCAUUUUGAAACCAGAUAAAGUAAUAGCACAAAAAUCAGCAUUAUCCCUCGAAUCAACUAUAAGUAAUACAUCCAAGUUUAACGGAGAAUGUCCACAGGAGGUGUACCCAUUUUUAAGUGCGUGUGACUUUGUAUCGAAAAAGAUUAGUGUCGAUUGUCGCCCUAUUCUCCUUCAAUCAAUUUUAACUAAGUUGGCGGGAAAAACGUUCACAGCGAUACAACACCGGGAGGUGAAAUCAUAGGAAACAUACAGACGCUUAUUAGAAGUGACAUUUUGUGCAAAAAGGACUUCAGAAUAUUUACAAUUGGAAUUAACCACACAGCCGAUAGUUUGGCAAAAGCACACUUAGUAUGCUUACAUAGCGUACCAGAAACGAUUGUAACAGAUCAAAAACUGGAUUUUCGUAAUAAACUUUUUAUAUCUUGUUGUAAAAUACUACAAAUAGAUAAAAUAAAAACUACAGCAUACCAUCCACAAUCCAAUGGAGCUCUUAAAAGGUCGCAUAGUACUAUUUUAUAGAGUACCUUAAGCAUUAUAUCAACGAAUAAAAGACAAAAUUGGAACGAAUACCUAGCUUAUGGAUACAACAGCUUAAUUCACACGACAAAUUGAUACCAGCCAUAUGAGUUAAUGUUCGGAAGAAAAGUAGAGGUCCAACACUCGCUAAGCCGUCCACCACAACCGUGUUAUAACUACGAUGAUUAUAACAACGAAAUGAAACUAAAAAUUCAAGAAGCUUAUGAGAUAGCACGAAGAAAUGAUCAUAAGCAAGAAACGAAAAUCUAAAGCAGUCUACGACAAAAAUCAACACGAAAUAAAUAUUAAAAUAGAAGACCAAGUACUUAUUAAAGACCACAACUACAAAGGAAAACUUAUUCUCAAGUGGAAAGAUCCAUAUUCAGUAACGGAUAUGCAUGACAAUGAAAAUGUUUUAAUUCAGUGCAAUAAAAAUCCAUAAGAAUGAGUUGAAAAUGUAUCAUUAUUAACGAAAUAUCAAAUUAGGCAAAUCUGUAAAAAUAGACUUAUAUUUUAUUUUAGUUCUUAAAGUAAUUUUAGUAAAUAUUAGGUAUCGAAUCUCCAUUAUAUGCCCAUCUUGAUUUUGUUUUCAUAGUUGUAUCACUUGGGGAAACAGAAAAGAACCAUUUCAACGUUACAUCAAUUUUUAACCAGUCUGGAAUCUAUUUCCAUUCAGUUAAUAACUUACGUAUACAUAAUUAAUUUUGGCGGUUCCUCACUUACGUCAAUAUCACUAGUUUCAAUGAAAACUGCGGUAAAAUCGGUAGCAUGAUUAAGCAAAUAGGAUAAUUCUGCAAACUAAGUCAAUCCCUCGAAAUUACAUCUUUUUAACGUACUGGUGGUCAGUACAAUUACCAGACAAACAAUUUUUUAGUAAAAGUCAACAAUAAUAUAGACCAUAUAAUAAGAAUUAUUGAAUCACCAAAAAAUAGCCAUCGUGAAAAGAGAGGUUUAAUAAAUGUAGUUGUCAGACUAGCGAAUGUCUUAUUCGGAGUUUGCGACGAUACCGACGCAAAGUAUUUGUAUUGAUAAAAAUGCGAAAAUGCCUAGUCAGUCGAGUAAUAACAGCGAUUCAGUUCAGUAUAUUGUUUAAACCUUUUAUAUUUCUUAUAACGUAUGUCCAAUUUAUAAUAAAUAAAUAAAUAAUUAGUUAAAACAGUUUGGUUUAAUAUUUGCGUACUCCCUAAGGACGAUAUCAAAUAAAUUAAUAUCAGCUGUCAAUUCGAAAUAAACCAGGAUUGACGAUAAACCCGGCAUCAAACGGGCCAAGGAUAUAACACCUAUAUUGCCUACAUUAUUUUCAACAAAUAAAACUAUAUGUACCCAUUUCUGAUUGUGUUCUGUUUAACAGGAUUGCACGAGGAUCGUUCAACACGACGAGGAAUAACUAUAUUUUGAUUUAUUGUCAAACAAUCUUAUUAUGACCCGCCUGCCACUUGGAAUUUUUCUAUUAUUAAUAAUUGGCGAUAAAUUACAAUAUUUUAUAAUUGCACGUGCAAUAUUAUCGUAUAUUAUAAAUCACGGUUCAACAACCUGUUACCAUCAACCAUCAUGCCUAAACCGUCUGUUUAAUGCGUUGUAUUGAAAUUAAAAAUAUUAUAU